GGCGAGCCAUUUUCUGCUCUUCAAACUCUCCUUGAUUGCCCUCCUAUUUGCCAAGGGCCAGUCAUUCCUUCCCCGUUGAGCUCUGGAGGAGCUGCACCAGGUCCAGACGAAUUCUUUUCCUUAUCACCCACUCCUUUCUCUUAUUCAUCACCACCUUCAUCUGCAUUCGCUCACGUUUAUCCAUCUGUCUUCAAGUUUUACACAUUUUUACGCUCACAUCCUCUCGUUUUGCGGCAGCAACGUGUAAUGAUGGAGCGUGAAGCCGCCGCUGGACUUGAGCCCGCUGUUUCCAACCUUCGUUUGGCUUGUUUGGAGCGUCGGCUCUACUUUCGUACAGCAUAUCAUUAUUCUGCGAUGGGCUGUCCGGCUCUGGCACUUGAUGUACUUUCUCGUUUGCCUGCUCGUCUACCCAAGAUAUCUAGAUCUGCUGCCCUACGAACUCCCAACUUCAAUCCGCGCAGCCUUAGUGUGGCUUCCGAGAGCAAGAUAGAAGAUACCAAAAGCUUUAAAAGCCUCAGCUGGUAG
Messenger RNA from Protopolystoma xenopodis, 525 nucleotides. NCBI's taxonomy places the organism in Eukaryota, Metazoa, Platyhelminthes, Monogenea, Polystomatidea, Polystomatidae. The record is from the annotation of a GenBank genome assembly.